AAAAGUUCCCUAUAGAAAUCAGCAACAAUGAAGAUGAGCAGUACGCAAGGUCCACACUCUCUGGCCUUUCGGGUCAUGAGACUCUGCCGUCCUUCGCUUCACGUCGAAAUUCCGGUCCGAUUUGACCCUUCCGAUCUGUUGUUCGGUGAAGAUCUCUUCGAUGAUCCCGUCGCCGCUUCUCAUCUCCCUCGACUCCUCGCUGACACCGUCUCCGCCACCGCCGCUGACGGUAGUACCACCUCGGCUGAUCCAUCGGAUCUCUCUUACCGGAAUAGAUUCCUUCUUCAGCAUCCAUCUGAUUCUCUUGGCCUCCCUGGUCUCCUCCUGCUCCCUCAGUCCUUUGGGGCAAUAUAUUUGGGAGAGACGUUCUGCAGCUAUAUAAGCAUAAAUAACAGCUCCAAUUUUGAAGUUAGAGAUGUUACCAUCAAGGCUGAAAUCCAAACAGAGAGGCAGAGGAUACUUCUUUUAGAUACUUCUAAAUCACCUGUUGAAUCAAUACGUGCUGGAGGUAGAUAUGACUUCAUUGUGGAACAUGAUGUGAAAGAACUUGGUGCACACACGUUGGUCUGCACUGCUCUUUAUAAUGACAACGAUGGUGAGCGGAAAUAUCUUCCACAAUAUUUCAAAUUUAUGGUUGCGAAUCCACUUUCUGUUAGAACAAAGGUCCGCGUUGUUAAGGAAACCACUUUUUUGGAGGCUAGCAUAGAGAAUCAUACAAAAUCUAAUCUCUAUAUGGACCAAGUUGAUUUUGAGCCAGCUCAGAAUUGGAAUGCUACAAUACUAAGAGGUGUUGAUCACCAUCCAGAGAGCAAACAACCAAUGAGUGAUGUAUUUAAGCCUCCUAUUCUCUUAAGAUCUGGGGGCGGGAUCCAUAAUUUCCUCUACCAAUUGAAGUUAUCAUCAGAUGGCUCUCCACUGCCGAAGGUGGAGGGAAGUAAUGUCUUGGGAAAACUCCAGAUAACUUGGCGUACAAAUUUGGGUGAACCCGGACGCCUUCAGACACAACAAAUUCUUGGAAGUCCCAUUGCUCAAAAAGACAUUGAGCUAAGAGCGGUGGAAGUGCCAUCAAUUAUCAUGCUGGAGAAACCUUUCGUGGUACGUCUGAAUCUUGCAAACCAGACAGACAGGGUGCUGGGCCCUUUUGAAGUUUGGGUGUCACAAAGUGACUCACUUGAUGAGAAGGCUAUCAUGGUUAAUGGUCUUCUAACAAUGCAUUUGGCACAGGUGGAAGCAUUUAGCUCUUCAGAAUUCGAGUUGAAUCUGAUUGCUGUGAAGCAUGGGGUACAGAAAAUCACAGGCAUUACAGUGUUUGACACGCGUGAGAAGAAAACAUAUGAUUCUUUACUGGAGUUGGAGGUAUUUGUCGAUUCACAGUAGGUACUUGAGCCAGACGUGGUUGCAAAGUAAUAGGGACACUGAUCUGCUUGAAGAUUGGAGUUACCUUUGAUCGAGAACUUUUACAGCUCGGAACAUCACAGUUAAGAUCUAGACAGUUCCUUGUUAAAGGGAUUCUCUAAAUGCCAAACAACAAGAGGGUACUUGCCUGUUCAAUAGCCUCAAUGUAUCUUGGCAUUCAUCCAGAAGAUCUUCAAACUAUUAACUUGUGUUUUUCUCGAUCGAUCGACAGUGUACACUAAUUAUGCACAUGUUAUUUUCUCAGUAUAGUUUUGUGCCUUUCCUC
Molecule: messenger RNA, 1681 nt
Organism: Solanum verrucosum
Lineage: Eukaryota; Viridiplantae; Streptophyta; Magnoliopsida; Solanales; Solanaceae
Exons: 12
Coding region: 28-1377 (449 amino acids)
Cellular component (GO): TRAPPIII protein complex
Source: RefSeq, a predicted model, not a curated record